This is a messenger RNA of Penicillium brevicompactum, 900 nucleotides long. It is a transcript of the gene glcA, whose product is annotated as type 1 serine/threonine-protein phosphatase catalytic subunit GLC7. Lineage: Eukaryota; Fungi; Ascomycota; Eurotiomycetes; Eurotiales; Aspergillaceae. Gene Ontology annotation, cellular component: cytoplasm; nucleus. Gene Ontology annotation, molecular function: protein serine/threonine phosphatase activity. The record is from RefSeq and is a predicted model, not a curated record. The transcript is spliced from 4 exons. The coding region runs from base 1 to 900 and encodes 299 amino acids.
AUGGCCGACGCAGAGGUUGAUCUCGACUCUAUCAUUGACCGGCUCUUGGAGGUGAGGGGUAGCCGCCCUGGAAAGCAGGUUCAGCUGCUCGAGACGGAAAUUCGUUUCCUCUGCACCAAGGCUCGUGAGAUUUUCAUCUCUCAGCCUAUUCUUCUCGAGCUGGAAGCUCCCAUCAAGGCCAACUACCUUUUCCUUGGUGACUACGUCGACCGUGGAAAGCAGUCCCUUGAGACUAUUUGCCUUCUCCUUGCCUACAAGAUCAAGUACCCUGAGAACUUCUUCAUUUUGCGUGGAAACCACGAGUGCGCCUCUAUCAACCGUAUCUACGGUUUCUACGACGAGUGCAAGCGCCGAUACAACAUCAAGCUCUGGAAGACUUUCACCGACUGCUUCAACUGCCUUCCCAUUGCUGCUAUCAUUGACGAGAAGAUUUUCACCAUGCACGGUGGUCUGAGCCCGGACCUCAACUCGAUGGAGCAGAUUCGUCGUGUUAUGCGUCCUACUGAUAUUCCCGACUGUGGUCUCCUUUGCGAUCUCCUGUGGUCCGACCCCGAUAAGGAUAUCACCGGCUGGAGCGAGAACGACCGAGGUGUCUCAUUCACAUUUGGACCCGAUGUUGUUUCACGCUUCCUUCAAAAACACGAUAUGGAUCUGAUCUGCCGUGCACACCAAGUUGUUGAGGAUGGAUAUGAAUUCUUCUCCAAGCGCCAGCUGGUGACGCUAUUCAGUGCGCCCAACUACUGCGGUGAAUUCGAUAAUGCCGGUGCUAUGAUGAGCGUUGACGAGAGUCUGCUCUGCUCCUUCCAGAUCCUGAAACCAGCCGAGAAAAAGCAAAAGUACGUUUACGGUGGCAUGAACGCCGGCGGUCCCGUCACUCCGCGAAAGCAAAGAAAGAAAUAA